AGCAGGGUUUGGGGAGCUGGCGGGAGGGGGCGGGGCUCAACGGAGGCGCGGGUGUGAGCGCUGUAGUGGUUUGGUUGGCGGUGUCUUCUGACCGCUGAUGGAUGACGUGGGGUCGGAUCGAUGAUGGGCUGCUAUAGGAGAGAGAAUGGUACAGUGUACAUGUGGUAAAGUUAAAAGGGUAUGAAGAUGGAUGGUGGAAUUUUAGCAUUCAGAGUUAAUGCCAUCUAAAAGACAGCGCAUCUGGAUCUACCAGUGUUAUGUGGACAAUGGGUUGAAUAGACUUUAUCGUUGCUGUGGCACCUAAACGGCAUAGCGUCUGAUGCAGCGAGCCAACUUCGGGAACGGCUGGUAUCACUGUUACUCCUCUUCAUACUCCUCGAUUUACAACCAAAUUAUCAAGACUCGUCUUCAGCCACUAUUGGUGUGAGAUUGAAGCAGAUCAUGGCAAAAACGGUCGUUGUCAUAGGCGGCUCACUCGCUGGUCUGUCCAUCACGCACCAGCUACUCAAGUACUCGCUGCCGCGUCACAAAGAUCUCAAAGUUAUCUUGAUUUCGAGAAAUAGUCAUUUUUACUGGGUCCCAGGUGCUGUACGAGCCGUCGUCCCAGGGCAAGUCAAGGAUGAAGAGCUCAUCCGGCCCAUUGAGCCCGGUUUGAAACAAUACCCUGCUGGAUCCGUCGACUUUAUCGCUGCUGAUGCGACAAAUGUCAACUUUGACGACCAAACCGUCCAAAUAUCAACCGAAGAUACCACCAAAGAGAUUGCCUAUGACUACCUGGUGCUAGCCACGGGCUCCCGUCAAGCAGACCCAUCUACGCCAUGGAAGGCAUCAGGCUCUUAUGAAGAGCUUGUCACGAGCCUUCAUACAACCGCUGAGAGCAUACAAAAGGCGUCCCAUAUUGUAAUAGCUGGCGGAGGCAGCACGGGAGUAGAGGUUGCCGCUGAAAUCCGCUACCAAUUCAAAGAUAAGGAGGUAGUUUUGCUCUCAGCCAGUGACGCGCUUGUUGGAGGUGAUUCUACAGCGACCUCUGUAGAAAGUGAACUGAAGAAGCUUGGAGUUGUGGUCAGGAAGGGAGUCAAAGCUGUCAGCACAGAGCCAGCAGCAACGGGUCAAACGACGGUAGUGCUGUCGAAUGGCGAGUCGCUGGUGACAGACUUUUAUCUCCCAACAACGGGUUUGCUGCCAAAUACUGACUUCUUGCCUACAAACGUACUUACAGAGACAAAAUAUGCUGAUGUAGACGAUUUCUUCCAAUUGAAGCAACAUAAAAAUGUCUGGGCGGCUGGAGAUAUCGUGUCCCGACCUCGGGCUGGCUUUCUCUACACAGAGGCUCAGGCUACUGGGGUAGCACAAAAUAUCAAACUCGUUUUGGAUGGUCAAAGCCAAAAACCAGUCCGUGGCCCUUUUGCUGACGUUUUGGUGUUUGCCAUGGGCAAGAGCCGUGGUGUAGGACGUAUCGGACCAGUGCCAGUGCCAUCACUAGGAGUGUGGGUUGCCAAAGCAAGAACCUUGGGAAUGGAACGAACCAAGAAGUACGUUGAUGGCUCACUAUGGUAAUUGAUAUGUACAAGGCA
Molecule: messenger RNA, 1574 nt
Organism: [Torrubiella] hemipterigena
Lineage: Eukaryota; Fungi; Ascomycota; Sordariomycetes; Hypocreales; Clavicipitaceae
Source: the annotation of a GenBank genome assembly